Aphanomyces astaci is the source of this 621-nucleotide messenger RNA. RefSeq lists its product as hypothetical. Lineage: Eukaryota; Oomycota; Saprolegniomycetes; Saprolegniales; Verrucalvaceae. The transcript has a single exon. The record is from RefSeq and is a predicted model, not a curated record. The coding region runs from base 1 to 621 and encodes 206 amino acids.
AUGAGCGCCCACGAACCCGGCUCGGUGUUCGACAUCACCAUGUUUCGCAACCGCCACGACGUCCACCUGUCUGCCCUACGCAAGUUGGAGAAUGAGACUACAAUCAACGACAACGGCGAGCUCUUUCAAGACUUUCCUGGGUCGUGGACGGUACUCGUGGACAAGAUAUAUGUUGGGUUGACGGGGAUGACACGAGCCAUCCACCCCAAGAAGCGACCGGUGCACGGCGCUCUUGACCGGGCCGACCUCGAGCGCAACACCAACGUGUCGUCGGACCGGGUCAUCGUGGAGAACUUCUUCGGACAUGUGUGUUUCCUAUGGAAGAUAUCGAACUCAACUUUUGUGUGGGGGACCAAGUGCUACGAUUCAAUCCAACGACGCACCUUUGCGCUGACGAACUUCCACUUGGCCUUGAUGCCGCUCCGCCAAGACGAUCGCCACCAGUACCGCGCUGUCUUGGCUCGCUACCGGCGUAUGGCGGAGGAGAACAAUGCCAAGCGUGCGGCCAUCCAUCGUCGCUAUGUCGUGCGUCGUGCGGAGAGAUUGGCGUCGGACUCGCUGCGUUCUGGUGUUACCGCUCGUGGGUCGUUCAUGUCUCCACGUGCAAACAAUCGUCGAUAG